GCGGGAAGUUUAGUAAAAGUGUUAUGGUUGGUCUGUCUCACAGCGUUGUGUAGAUUUAUAACUACUUCUACACAUUACCGUAUUUACACAGGAAAUAUAUUUUAUCCAGAGGCAUGAGCAGCGCACACCUGGACGAGUGGCAGAGGAGGUCCUUUGACAUUUUGUCUGGCUCUUGUACACCUGAACAGACGGCCGAUGCUUAUCGGGCACACAUCCUCUCCAUUCAGUAUGCAUGGGCGAAUGCUGAGCUCUCUUCGGCCGGAGCUGCCAGCCUGCUGAGGACCUACUCUGAGCGCUACACCUCAGUCCUGGACUCAGAUGACCCACGCACAGGGCUCAACAACUAUGCAGAGAGUGCCCUGCAUCUGGCCCGCAAUCAAAAGAACCAUAGCGACAAAUGGGAGUCGUCCCUGACGGUCGAAAAUGUGUUCAACCUGCCGUGUGUGCAGAGGAUGAUGCGGGCCGGGUUGGAGGAUGGCACGCUCCCUGUAGAUCUAGCAGAUGUUAACAUCUCUGUCGGUGGUGUGGUCAGCGGAGGUGCGCAGAAAGGCAUUGCCCUCCCUGGUUCUUCCUCUGGUCAGCAAAACACUCACAGGCCUGCUGUGCUGUCACCCAGAGCUGAGAUGGGGAGGGGGGUUUGUAACCCAUUUAACGGCGCUGCUGAUAGUACCAGGGGAUGUGAAGCUCCUCCACGUCCACUUCUGGCUCAGAAUCCUACCCCAAUCUUCAGCCAUAAUGAUUUUAAUUCAGGCAAUGCUAGUUCUCUUCCCCAAUCUAAUGCCAGUUACACAAGUGGGACUAAUGUGCAUAAUCAGCCUGUGUUCUUUUCCUCUACAAACCCCUCCAAGAGGAAGAACUUCUACGGCUCAGGAACUGAAAGCAACAGAAGCUCAUUCCCAUCACAAGCAGAGCAGGAACCGCGAGGUGGGGGACGGCGAGGAGAGGAGGGUGUCAGCACUAACUUUAGAUCGGCGCGAGAGCAGCUGAUUGUCGACCAGCAAAAAAAGAAUUCCCAUCAGGGCCAGCGAACGUCAGCUGCUAAUGUUGCUACAAUCACCAAAAAAUCUCUAGGGGCAAAUCGAGCUCGUGGGGCCUUCUCCAAAUUUGUUUCUCCCAUGCCGAAACAGGAUGAGGAGACUACCUCGGAGGACAACACGCCACAAGACAUGCAACCUGUUGAUGAGCGACUGAAAAACUUUGAGCCCAAGAUUAUAGAGCUCAUCAUGAGUGAGAUUAUGGACCAUGGCCCCCCGGUGGCUUGGGAUGAGAUUGCCGGACUGGAGUUUGCCAAAGCCACGAUUAAAGAGAUAGUAGUUUGGCCCAUGCUGAGGCCUGAUAUCUUCACCGGUCUCCGAGGGCCACCUAAGGGCAUCCUUCUAUUCGGGCCACCAGGUACAGGAAAAACCCUCAUAGGCAAAUGCAUAGCCUGCCAAUCCGGAGCCACUUUUUUUAGCAUCAGCGCUUCGUCCCUAACUUCAAAGUGGGUCGGGGAGGGAGAAAAAAUGGUGCGGGCGCUCUUUGCCAUAGCUCGUUGUCACCAGCCUGCAGUUAUCUUCAUCGAUGAGAUUGAUUCCCUUCUUUCUCAGCGUACAGACGGAGAACACGAGUCGUCUCGUCGGAUUAAAACCGAGUUUCUUGUGCAGUUAGAUGGAGCCGCCACCUCAGCAGAAGAUCGUAUCCUUGUGGUCGGCGCCACCAACCGGCCACAAGAGAUUGAUGAAGCGGCCCGACGUCGCUUGGCCAAGCGUCUCUACAUCCCUCUCCCAGAGACUGAGGCUCGCCGGCAGAUAGUGACCAACCUCAUGUCGCGUGAGAAAAACCAGCUCGGAGCGGAUGAGAUGGAGAAAGUGGUGCUGGACACAGAUGGGUUUUCAGGGGCCGAUAUGACACAGUUGUGUCGUGAGGCAGCGCUCGGUCCCAUCCGAAGCAUUCGUCUUAGUGACAUCGCAACCAUCACAGCAGAACAAGUGAGGCCUAUACUGUACUGUGACUUUCAGGAGGCUCUUAAAACUGUACGGCCCAGCGUCUCUUCUAGAGAUCUUGAGCUUUAUGAAGAGUGGAACAAGACUUUUGGCUGUGGUCGCUGAACAAAUGUCUUCAGAUGUGGAUUGACAGUGAAUUUUGUUAAUAUCACUCUGAUGCUGUGUACAUUGUAUAAAAUGCCAUUCUAUAAAUAAAUGUUUAUUUUAUCCAUUUUUAUUUAAAUGUUUUUGUCAGAGAGCUGAAAACAGAUUUCUUAGUUAAUACGACACUAUAUAACAAAUGUUGCUGUUUUGUCUCCAAGUUUCAUAUAUACGUGCAAUAUAUUAGUAA
Molecule: messenger RNA, 2313 nt
Organism: Triplophysa rosa
Lineage: Eukaryota; Metazoa; Chordata; Actinopteri; Cypriniformes; Nemacheilidae
Gene: fignl1
Product: fidgetin-like 1
Exons: 2
Coding region: 114-2087 (657 amino acids)
Molecular function (GO): ATP binding; ATP hydrolysis activity; microtubule severing ATPase activity
Source: RefSeq, a predicted model, not a curated record